AUGCAAAACCUAAAUGAUCCCAAUCCAGAACUACCAGAUUACAUUAAACCACUGUAUCCAAUAAUUAAGAAGAAACUAAUACAUGAAGAAGAGGCAAGAAUGUUUGCAAAGUUUAAAGAGAUGUUGACUACACUUCAGGCAAUACUAAAAGGGACGAAGCAGAAAGUGGUCAAGGAACAAGUAAACAUGACUGAGAGGGAUGAGAUAGCAGUGCCUCAAACAUUUCCACCCAAACUAAAGGACCCAGGUAAGUUCACUAUCUCUUGUAAUAUUGGUGGAGUAAAGAUUCCACAUGCUUUAUGUGAUUUAGGGUAUAGUAUAAAUGUUAUGCCAUCGAAUAAGGUUAAGGAAUUUAACUUGGGAGAGAUCAUACUGAGUAAUAUGACUCUUACUUUAGCAGAUUCAUUUGUUACUCAUUCGCUCGAUAUCUUACAAGACUUGUUAGUACAUGUCGAUGUUUUAGUGUUUCCAAUGAAUCUUGUGGUACUUGACACAAAAGGAGAUUCGGGAGGGUCGGUUAUUCUCAGAUGCCCGUUCUUGAAAAAUGGGAAAGCUUUGAUAAAUCUGGAAACUGGUGAACUUGUCUUGAAGUUCAACAAAGAAAAAGUGGCACAAAUGACUUCACAGAGAGAAAGAUUGACAAGAGGUUCAUCCUCAAGAGUUGCCCCUACUCCAAAUGCUCCUACCUUCCCCAACCUCAAAUUUCUUUUCGAGGCUCAUGCUGAAAAAUAUCUCAAAUUAGUGGAUUACCAUAUUGUGAGGGAGAGAGCCUUCUUAAUGGAAGAUUUGCAAGGUUUGGGAGAGGUAGUGAAGGUUCUGCAGCAAAGAUGCUGA
Molecule: messenger RNA, 834 nt
Organism: Lathyrus oleraceus (garden pea)
Lineage: Eukaryota; Viridiplantae; Streptophyta; Magnoliopsida; Fabales; Fabaceae
Exons: 3
Coding region: 1-834 (277 amino acids)
Source: RefSeq, a predicted model, not a curated record